Messenger RNA from Effrenium voratum, 660 nucleotides. Lineage: Eukaryota; Dinophyceae; Suessiales; Symbiodiniaceae. The record is from the annotation of a GenBank genome assembly.
AUGAAGGCCGCGAAGCUUCGAGCAGAAGUGGCCGAGCUGGAGAAAGAGCAGGAGGAGGCGCGGCGGAAGGAGCGCCAAGCCUUGUUCCAGAUCCUGGACACCGACAGCGAUGGGGACCUCAACCCCAAGGAGCUCCAGAAGGGUGUGAAGGACGUCAUGGGCGUAGAGGUGGACGACGAGACCGCGGAGCGCCUGGUGAAAGCGUUGGAUGUGAAUGGCGACGGCCGUUUGCAGCCGGAGGAGCUGGACUUUGAAGCAGUGCAGCGGCUCCUGAAAGAGUUCAGAAAGGAGAUGCAGAGCAUCGAGGAGGCGGAGAAGACCCAGGCGUAUCUCAACAAGGAGGAGGAGAUGCUCCGCAAGGAGUGGGACCAGUUCCUCACGAACCGGCCCCCGCGCAACGAGGACAAAGGGCUGCUCACGCGCCUGGGGUCUCUGGCCGCGUAUUUGCUGCCCCUCACGGACGCCUUGCGCUUCGGCGUAAGCGAAGGUGGAGACGCGUUGCAUGUGAGCCGCCACCUGGCGGUGAUUGGUGUGAAAGCCAUCAUCCCGCACCCCAUGAGCUGGAAGCACUGUGGCAUGGUGACUUCCGCGGAGGCCACGGUGGUGCAUCUGCUGCCACAAAGCGGCGCAGAGAUGAGCGUGAAUUACUCGAAGGCCUGA